Molecule: messenger RNA, 9401 nt
Organism: Acipenser ruthenus (sterlet)
Lineage: Eukaryota; Metazoa; Chordata; Actinopteri; Acipenseriformes; Acipenseridae
Gene: tnr
Product: tenascin R (restrictin, janusin)
Exons: 23
Coding region: 424-4491 (1355 amino acids)
Molecular function (GO): protein binding
Source: RefSeq, a predicted model, not a curated record
UAUAAUGAGAAAAACUGGGAGAGGAGAAAGAGAGAGAGACACUGUGAGAAAGAGCGAGGUACAGACAGCUCAGCUUCCCUACUGCAGCCCAGGCAUGCAGUGAGAAACCAGCCUUUGAGAAACCAGAUGGAAGCGUCCCCUAUCUGAUUCCAAUUAAGUAUCCUUGCCAUCAUCUGGACGAAUAUUCCGGGAUUCUGCUAUCCCAUUUCUUUUGUGAGAAGAAGCUAAAAGCUUUGGAAAAACUACAGAGAAUUUGCAGCAUCAUUUGGCUGGCUUGAGCAGAUCCUGGGUGGACACUGCUGUAUCAGAGGGUAAGUGUCUGAUCAGUCAACCAACCUAAGAGAGGAGCCUGAAAGAGGGACUCACACUGAUUCAAUAAGGCUUAGCUUUGGACUGCAGACAGUGCACCUCAACCUUGAGCUGAUGGCAUGUAAUGACAGCAGCAUGGCAGUUUUGAUGAGCCUGCUCCUAAGCACUGCUGUGGCUAUUGUGGGAGUCCUUGCAGUUCACAAGGAAGGAGGGCAGAUUGUGAAGACCAUCAGAGUAAAGAGGGACACAACUGAAGCUGAGGGUCGCUUUGUCAACCAGAGCUUGAAGGAGCAGCCCGUAGUCUUCAACCAUGUGUACAACAUCAAUGUUCCCCUGGAGUCCCUCUGUGCUGUCAACCUGGAGUCCUCCCCCAGCCGUGUGGUGAAGGUGGAAGAGCAGGAGGAGGCCUUGCAGUACACCGAGCAGACAGCAGACCAGGAGAGCCAGGUCACCUUCACCCACCGAAUCAACAUCCCCAAGAAGGCCUGUGCCUGUCCUAGCUCAUCCACCAUGCAGGACCUGGCCAUCCGCAUCGAGGUUCUUGAGAGGGAGGUGUCCUUGCUGAGGCAGCACUGCAACUCCAAUUGCUGUGGAGAGAGUGCAGCAACAGGUCGACUGGAUUAUGUCCCACACUGUGGAGGGCACGGCAACUUCAGCAUGGAUAUCUGUGGCUGCGUUUGUGAGGAGGGAUGGACUGGCAAGAACUGCUCUGAGUCGCGGUGUGCAGGAGACUGCUCGGGCCGGGGGUUGUGUCUGGAGGGGGAGUGUGUCUGUGACGGAGAUUUCACGGGGGAUGACUGCUCUGAGACGCGCUGUCCUGGGGACUGUAGCGACAGAGGGCUCUGCAUCGACGGAGAGUGUGUCUGUGAGGAGGCCUAUACUGGGGAGGACUGCUCUGAAGCCCGCUGUCUCAACAACUGCUCUGACCGGGGCACCUGCAUCAACGGGACCUGCCAGUGCCAGCAGGGCAGCGUGGGUGAAGACUGUUCGCAGCUGAUCUGUCUUAAUGACUGUAGCCAGAAAGGUAGCUGCAAGCAGGGCAUCUGUGCUUGUGAGGAAGGCUAUGUAGGCGAUGAUUGCUCAUCAGUCACUCCGCCUAUAAAGAUCCGUGUGGUGGGAGUCACUGAACGGACCAUUGAUCUGCAGUGGGAAGGCCCCCUUGUGGUGACAGAGUACCUUAUCACCUAUGUGCCAACUAGCCCUGGGGGUGUCCAGCUGGAGCUGAGUGUGCCAGGAAACUGGACAAGCUCCACCAUCAGCGAGCUGGAGCCUGGCAUUGAAUACAACAUCAAUGUCUACGCUAUUCUCAACAAGUCGCUUAGUGUGCCAGUCAACGCCCAGGUCUCCACAUAUCUCUCCACUCCAGAGGGUUUACUUUUCAAAUCCAUCACUGAGACAUCGGUAGAAGUGCAGUGGGAGCCAUUCUCCUACUCGUUUGAUGGCUGGGAAAUCAGCUUCAUUCCAAAGGACAAUGAAGGUGGAAUGAUUGCUCAGCUGCCCGGAUCCAUUACCUCCUUCAACCAGACAGACCUAAAGCCAGGGGAAGAGUACACUGUCAGUGUGGUGGCGUUGAAGGACCAAGCCAGGAGCCCACCAGUGUCAGCGACCGUGUCAACCUUGAUUGAUGGCCCAAGCCAGCUGACCAUUCGGGACGUCUCAGACACUGUGGCCUUUGUGGAGUGGACCCCUCCCAAAGCUAAGGUUGAUCAGAUUGUGCUGAGGUACGGGCUGGUGGAUGGGGAGGUACCCGGAACGACCUUCAAACUACAGCCCACCCUCAGCCAGUACUCCCUGCAAGUCUUGCGGCCAGGGUCCCGCUACGAGGUUUCAGUGACUGGUGUCCGCAAUUUGAACGAGAGUGACUCUGUUUCAGCUGAAUUCACAACCGAAAUCGAUGCUCCAAAGAACCUGCAAGUGGUCUCCAAGAGUUCCGGGACUCUGGAACUGGAGUGGGACAACAGCAAGGCUGAGGUGGAGAGUUACAAGGUGGUGUACAGCACACUUUCUGGAGACCAGUAUCAUGAUGUCAUUGUGCCAAGGAAUGACGGGCUUACCACCAGGGCUACACUGACAGAUCUGGUGCCAGGUACAGAGUAUGGCAUUGGAAUAUCAGCAACUUUAGGCAGCAAUCAAAGUGCUCCAGCAACCAUGAAUGCCAGAACUGGUCUUGAUUGCCCCACGGAUUUGACGGUGACAGCCUCCACAGACAAUACCAUCUCCCUGCUCUGGGGGAAGGUCCAAGGCCCCAUCAACCACUACCGAGUGACUUACACUACAUCCACUGGUGUGGCGUCUGAAGUGACCGUCCCCAAGGAUGUGUCUAUGGUCACUCUGACUGACCUGGAGCCUGGGACAGAGUACACCAUAUCGGUGACAUCACAGAGAGGCAGACAGCAGAGCGCUGCUGCUACCAUUGAUGCAUUCACAGGAUUCCGGCCCGUCACACAACUGUACUUUUCCGACAUCACUUCCUACACAGUGACGGUGGCCUGGAGUGCCCCUGCCCCACCAGCCGACAUGUUUAUCCUUAACUACAAUCCACAGGACCAAGACAAUACCUUGCAGGUCACCCUGGAUGGCUCUAAGACACAAGCAACCCUCGCUGGCCUGCAGCCCUCCACAGAGUAUAUUGUUACCCUGGUCACCAUACAAGGGACUGUAAAAUUUGAACCUGUAGUGGGUUCAAUAACCACAGGGAUGGACCCUCCAAGGGAAAUAACUGUAUCCAACGUCACUGAAGACUCUGUGACAGUGUCCUGGGUCCCCCCAAUAGCGCCAUUUGAUUACUACAAGAUGUCCUACGAGACAGCUCAAGGGAGAGUGGACAGCGUGGUGAUUGACAAUCACGUGACUGACUACACCCUGAGCAACCUGAAGCCAGCCACGGAGUACGAGAUCAACCUGAAUGCAGUGAAGGGGGGCCUGGAGAGCGAGCUCAUCAAUAGCACUGUGCACACAGCUAUGGACAGCCCUCUAGGAUUGGUUGCUAUGAACGUCACUGCGACAGAAGCUGUUCUUCAGUGGCAACAGCCCCUCUCCAGUGUGGACAACUAUAUUCUGAUUCUGACACAUUACCAGGCAGCAGCUGAUACCAUACUGGUAGAUGGCACCAGUCAGGAGUACAAGCUUACCAAUCUCAUACCAAGCACUAGCUAUUCCGCCGCCAUGUAUGCUACUAAGGGACCACUCACCAGUGGCACUAUCAAUGCCAACUUUAUAACACCUAUGGAUGCGCCUCAGAACCUGACAGCCAGUGAGACCACCCACAGGAGUGCCCUCAUCUCCUGGCAGCCACCCAUCGCAGAUAUCGACAACUACCUGCUCACAUACAAGUCCGGGGACGGCAGCAAAAAGGAGUUGAUCCUGGAUGCUGAAGAUACAUGGAUCCGGCUGGAGGGUCUCUCUGAAACUACUGAGUACACUGUGAGGCUGCAGAGUGCUCGAGGAUCAGAGACCAGUGCCAUUGUCUCCACUGUCUUCUCCACUGGAAAUCGUCUGUUUGCCACCCCUCAGAACUGCGCCCAGCAUCUCCUGAACGGAGAGACUCUGAGUGGGGUUUACACCAUUUAUGUGAACAGGGACCCAAGCCAAGGAAUGCAGGUGUACUGCGAUAUGACCACAGAUGGCGGGGGAUGGAUUGUAUUCCAAAGGCGGCAAAACGGUCUGACAGAUUUCUCUAGAAGGUGGAGUGAUUACAGAGUUGGCUUUGGAAAUAUAGAGGAUGAGUUCUGGCUUGGGCUGGACAAUAUUCACAGGGUUUCUUCCCAAGGUCGUUAUGAGCUUCGCAUUGAUAUGCGGGAUGGACAAGAGUCAGUGUAUGCCAGCUAUGAUAAAUUUUUCAUUGGAGAUGCACGGAAUCUUUACAAACUCAGAAUAGGGGAGUACAAUGGAACUGCAGGGGACUCACUGAACUACCACCAGGGCCGCCCUUUCUCCACCAAGGACAGAGACAAUGACAUUGCCGUCACAAACUGUGCCUUGUCAUACAAGGGAGCAUGGUGGUACAAGAACUGCCACCGAGCCAACCUGAACGGCAAAUAUGGAGAGUCCAGACACAGUCAGGGGAUAAACUGGUAUCACUGGAAAGGCCAUGAGUUCUCCAUUCCCUUCAUUGAGAUGAAGAUGCGGCCAUACAACUAUCGCAAUAUCAACGGGAAAAGAAGGAGGGCCACAAAGCUAUAAUCACUGCAAACCCCUUAGCUCUACCUAUUUCUAAGCAGGGGAAAAAUGAAAGCAGUUCUGCGUUAAGAAAGAAAAAAAAUAGUCACAUGGUCGUACAGAAAGGCUCACAUGCACAUAAGGGGAACUGAACCAAGUUUUUAACGACAUUAAGUGUUUUAUUGUGUGCCUAUCUUCACAAUAUAUCGGGGUGCCUAUAGAUGACUUGUACAGCACGUAUAUGUGUAUUAAUUAUAGCGAGGCACAGUGGUUAUUGGGGGUGAGUUGGCUGUUAAUGUAAUAUCUCCACUAAAACCAUAGUGAUUUCUAAAAAAGAGUCAUUAACAUUGCUUUAUGGACUGUAUCUUUCCUUUUUCUGAUAAUUUAAAUAUUAUGUCCAUACAAAAAAAAAGGCCUUAGCAUUUGCAUUACUUUUUAUGUGUUUUAUUUUUGAUUGAUUACACCAUCAAUGUAUUGGACAAAAUAACAAUAAUACUAACUAAACACUACAUUAUUACAGCAACCAAUCUACAGUAGUAUAGCUUUAGCUUGCAUUUAUUUAUGUAUUUAUUUGUUUGAAGACAUUCAACUAAAUAGAUUGCAUCAUUGUUUGAAGAAUGGGGAGGGGGAAGCUGUAAGUGUAAGAAAUAGCCCUACUUGUAGGAAGGAUGGUUUGGCUUGUAAAUACACAGAUACUUUUGUUUUGUAAAAAAGUAAAGCCAGUCAAUUGAAAGUACCAUUUUAUCUGUAUAGUUGUAUAGCUAUGUGAACCUUAUGAUAUUUGUUUUGUUUUCAUAUUUCAUAAUUUUUAAGUGAGGUUUUCAAGUAGACAUCAUAUACACACAAUAACUAUAGAGCACUGCCCCCUCACAACUGGAUUUGGAAGCCUUGAGAUUUUCCACCCUGGGGCUGGUUAAAAACAAAGGUUCAUUUCCCCGUACGAACGUUCUUUUCUGUUUUAAAUGUAUUUUUUAUACUUUUAUUUGCAUGGUGACGACUGGCACAAAACCAAAGAUUUGCAAUCGAAACAAGGAAAAACAACACAGUGUUAAAAAUGCCAUGAAUAUUAAAAAAGUAUGUUUUGAUAGAUAUCCAGGGACCAGCCGCUUGAUGCAGCAUUACAGUAGACUACUGUAAAAAUGAAUUGUCUUGAAGCUAAAUUUGCUCAAUUGUGAAAUUAGAAAUGAGGUCGGUUGAGGUAAUUUUAAUUGGCUAAUGAAUAUUAAAUUGGACAUAGCAGGAAAAACAAACACACUGCUUGUUAUUACUAACUUCAUUUGGCCAUUUUAGCUUUUAGGACAAUGUAAAAUUACCAAAAGCUUAUGCUUUGGUACCUAAUUUAUAUAGAAAAGUACGUAUAUUUUCACAAUUUUUGGUCUCUAGUUUCUAUAUUGCCUAAUAGGGGGAAGAACAAGAACAUUGUCCCCCAAAACAGUGCCUGCUCAUGGUUUGUACCCUAAGCACUCUGGCUCACCAAUGCAACAUUCACUGUCUCUGCUUCUUCGCAAUCUCUCCCUUCCCCUUGUCCUAUUCUUUAAGGAUGGGGAGGAACCCUCCAAUGUGAAUAAUGUGAUCAGGACUUUAGGAAAAAAAACACUUCUUAUUCCAUGUGGACCAAUAACCUUUCUGUAUCCUAACACUGAAAUAUUUGGUCUCCCGUCACUUAAGGUUAAUGAUUAUAAACUACUGUACAUCUUAAGGAUGGGAGAUGUCCUUGUACUGUAUUUUAUUAAUUUUUGUUCUUGAUGUUUAUUGUUUUGCUUACAUAGUUAAAAUAGGCCUUUAUUCAUUUGAUGGGACAUAUUGAUAUAGCAUUAACAUGUCAGUAAAUACAUGGCAAUCCUAUGCAAAUCUGUCACACGUAUGCUUCAUGGACACUGUUCUAUGUACUGUAAGAGUAGUCAGAAUGUUGUUACAAGUAUAAGGAAUGUUCUUUAUUGAGGCCAUUUAGACAGCUAAUCAACGUUCCACACCUAAAGUCUCUAUUGUGUGGUGUUUGCUUCUCUAGAAGGGGUGUCACUAGCAGGGUGUUGGGUGGUUAUUUAGACUCACCAAACCUCCUCAUCAGCCUUCCAAAAAUAUGAGGCAGAAACUCUCAUAGAGCUAAGGCUCUUCUGGCUUAACAACAUUCCUUACAAAAGAUGAAUAUGGUAAAAGCAUAGCAAAGUGUAGUAAACUAUAGUAAAUGCAUUGUGAGAGCAUGGUAAAGCAAGCAAAAUUACAGUGCAGCAUGGCACAGUAUAAGACAUGGUAAAGUCAAGUAAAUGUAUAGUAUAGUGUAAGCAUGGAGAAAGCAUGGGGACCUUUAAAAUUACUGUGCAAAUUUACCAUGGCAAAUGUUAAGGGACAAUACAAUAAAGACACUGACCCACACCUGUCAAGUGUACAGUUAGCCACUUACAAAUGUAUACAUGCGUGGUGAUGUUGUACAAUGCCACCUUCCCACAGAGAAUUGAGGGCUUAAAUGUUUUCUAGCCUGGACCUCCUACAGAUACUCCUGAGGUGGUCAUAAAUAAUGUACAAUAGAUUAUUCCAUGAGCAUCUGACUGUCUGAUAUUCCCAAAUCUUUCAGCCUCUGGAACUUGACUAGGUUAUUAACCACCCAGGAUGUUAUCAUUCAUGUUUGACUAAGGAUUUGGUUUACUUCUAAAUGAAUCAACCACAAACCACUAAAGAUACCAGUCACUGCCCUGACCUAAUGGCACCUUUGUGGGACAGGAUUUUGACAACACGCUUGGCUACCCCCAACUGUAAAUGAUCAGUAAUAGGCCUCUAUAUAUUAGAAACUAGAGCCAGUGCCAUUAAUACUUCUUGGUUAAUUGCAGAAGUGUGGGGGGCCAACAUAGAAUGGAUUGUACUUUUUUUAAUACUAGUCUGUCGCUCUUCUGCUUUUAAAAUAGGCUUGCCUUCUGUUAGCUGUGAAAGUAAAUGUAUCUUUAAAUACUGUUUGAGGGGAAUCAUGAUACAGUAUGAGCUCUUUUGUCUCCCUUUCUGCCAAAUAUCUAAUAACUUCUGAGGCUAAACUAUGUAUCAUGAGAGACCUAAUUCUGCUUUUAUCUUGUGAAUCACCUACUGUGACAUUGUACCUUACUAUGACUUAAAAAAAAAAAAAAAAAAAAUCAUUCUUGGUGUUUCUGAGGUUAUUUGUUGAUUUUGUGUUUUUAUUACCCGCACAAAGCAUUAGUGGUCCUGUGUCUUUGCAAACCUUACUCGCUGGUCUACAGCUGGUUGUGAUGCUAGUUCACUUAGUUCAGUUAGUUUUUUAAGCCAAACUAGAUUAAACAUGUUUCUUGACGGGAGAGGGGACAAAGGACUAUACAUUUUUUAAACAGAUUUUAAUAUAUUUAGCAUAUAUGUUUAGCAUACGAAACAAUCAGCUUCUAUAUAAUUUUCUGUUUUCAGAAUGAGUCAGAAUCAAGAAGGUCAAUGACAACACCAGCAUUUUAAAUUUGCACUGCAACAUAUACAGUUUUUUGUGACUUCCACUCUGCUGGACCAACAAUGCUUUGUGCCAGUCUCUUGAAAUUGGAAACAAAGGUAAUUUUCAGUGAGAGCAAAGCCAUAGAGAGACGUUAUACUUUUUUGACCUGUAUCGUAAUUGUUUUAAUUGAUCACAUAUGUCACUAUUGCAGUGUCAUAAGCUGCCUUGAAAAAUCUAACUUUGACAAGAAACAGUACAACUGAAACAAAAUGAUCUCAUUCCUUAAAGAGUUCUGUUAAGAGGAAUAGAUAAGCAUGGUCUUUUUCUGACGUUUCUACCAUUUGCUGGGGUUUCCUACUAAAGCAUAAGCUACCGUAAUGAUCUACAAGAAAACCUACUGAGAUUAAAGAUUUUUUUUUUUUUUUUAAAGAGUGGCCGGGUCAAGAGGCAUACAAGUUACAGUAUAUUAAGAACAUUAAAGUCACACAGCAAUUGCACUCACUUUUGUUCCAUAAUCCUUUAUGAAAGAGGAAUUGCAGUGACCUUAAUUUUUGCAUUACAGAAACUGUGUAGGGAUGUGCGUACAUUCGUUUUUAUUUUACACUUGCAAGGGUUCUGCAAGGCUCAAUGCUUGACAUCCAAGGGAAAGUUUAUAGACCGGGUUCAUUUAUUAUGAUUGCCUAUCAAAGUUUAUGGUACAUUAAAGCCUUGAGGAGACUUGGCAAGGGCAGAUGCAGCACAGACUCCAGCCAUAGCAAGUUAAGAAUGUAUAUGUAGGGUGGGUUUGUUGCAUUUCUUAAUAUUCUGUGCUAUUUCCUGCAUAGACUAGAGCAGUGAUACUCAACUCUGGCCCUUGAGAUCUAUUCCAGUCCUGGUCUUUAUCCCAACCAGGUCCUAAAUUAGUUAAUCGCCUCUUAGCAGCUUCAAUUAAGCAGAGAACCUGCUUGGAGUAAAAACCUGGACUGGAUUAUAUCUCGAGGGCCAGAGUUGAGUACCAUUAGACUAGACCCUUGCUGUGUAAUCUAGAAGUUUAUUUAAAUUAUAUACUGUAUAUCUCUAUCUAUCUAGAUUUUUGGAAUGCAGUUAUUUUGGUAAAAUGACUAAACAUUUGAAAGUGAGGCCUCCAUACCACGGGACAGUGGUUUUAAUCAGUUUGAACUAUUUUCUGAAUUGGAACAUGGUUUAGAAUGUUACACAUUGUGUGUUUUAUUGUUUUGGUUGCCCAUAACCAUAAUCUAUUUUCAGACUGCAGGUGAUCAACGAAGACAUAACUUAACUCUAUGGCUCUGGCUCUUCAUUUCCAUUAAUAAUUACAAGAAUCAUUGCCUGCCACAUGCUUACAGUUAUAUACUGCGAGGGAAGACACAAACUGGGUAGUGUGUUACACAUAGAUUGACAUGAUUCUGUGGAUAACGAGAAAUAAAAUUGUUAAGCAUAGUUUAAAUUACUUUUAACACAUGUAUAGGCCCUUUUUUAAUACAUUUUCUACACAAUAAUAAAAUAUUAAAAUUGA